AGCUGUCUGGCUAUAAUCAUAAGUAAAACCUACUUUAAGGAAGUCUUGUUAGUCAUUAAUCUUAAGGUCAAGAUCAUGGAUAAGAAAACUGAUUACAAAAAUGUUACUAGUAGAAUUGGUUCCAAGGAUAAGAUCACACACAAACCAGGGGGUGGAAAUGUCAAGAUUGAAACCAAGAAAGUGGAAGUGACACAAGUCAAGUCCAAAAUUGGCUCGAUGGAUAAUGCCAAACACAAGCCAGCUGGAGGGGAACGCAAGAUUGAAAGCAAGAAAUUGGAUUGGAAGACAGAAUCUAAGAUAGGAUCUUUGGACAAUGCUACUCAUAAAGCAGGAGGAGGUGAAAGGAAGAUUGAAACCAAAAAAUUAGAUUUUAAAGAUAAAGCUCAGUCUAAAUGUGGGUCUAUGGAUAAUGCUACCCACAAAGCUGGCGGUGGGGAUAAAAAGAUUGAAACCAAAAAAUUAGAUUUUAAAGAUAAAGCCCAGUCUAAAUGUGGGUCUAUGGAUAAUGCUACCCACAAAGCCGCAGGUGGGGAUAAAAAGAUUGAAACCCAAAAAUUAGAAUUCAAGGGAAAAGCCCAGUCAAAAUGUGGGUCUAUGGAUAAUGUUACCCACAAAGCUGGCGGUGGGGAUAAAAAGAUUGAGACCCAAAAAUUAGAUUUUAAAGAUAAAGCUCAGUCUAAAUGUGGGUCUAUGGAUAAUGCUACCCACAAAGCUGGUGGUGGGGAUAAAAAGGUACAAAAAGUAGAAAAAUAA
Lottia gigantea (owl limpet) is the source of this 753-nucleotide messenger RNA. RefSeq lists its product as hypothetical. The coding region runs from base 76 to 753 and encodes 225 amino acids. The record is from RefSeq and is a predicted model, not a curated record. The transcript is spliced from 8 exons. Gene Ontology annotation, biological process: microtubule cytoskeleton organization; neuron projection development. Gene Ontology annotation, molecular function: microtubule binding. NCBI's taxonomy places the organism in Eukaryota, Metazoa, Mollusca, Gastropoda, Lottiidae. Gene Ontology annotation, cellular component: neuron projection.